Messenger RNA from Camelus dromedarius (Arabian camel), 5126 nucleotides. It is a transcript of the gene AGBL2, whose product is annotated as AGBL carboxypeptidase 2. The transcript is spliced from 18 exons. Gene Ontology annotation, biological process: proteolysis. The record is from RefSeq and is a predicted model, not a curated record. Bases 608 to 3202 code for a protein of 864 amino acids. Gene Ontology annotation, molecular function: zinc ion binding; metallocarboxypeptidase activity. Lineage: Eukaryota; Metazoa; Chordata; Mammalia; Artiodactyla; Camelidae.
GCUAGGCUACCGAGGCCCUCGCGGAAAGCUGUGGCUGGUGAGCUCCCUGAGCGCUUCCUCUGCCUGGUGCGCGGCGGGUCCUCUAGCGCGGGCCGUGCCCUGCGCCUCGAUCAAGCUCCUCUGCCGCGGCAGGCGCCGUGCCCCACCCUGCUGCUCCGGACGAGCCGGGCCUCGGAGGCGGUCGCACCCUUCCUCUAUCUUCGUAGGAAAUCUCCACACCCCCUCCGCGACUCUUCGAGAACCUGCGCUUCGCCACCUUCUGGACCAGGAAGUCCUGAAAUCCCGAAUUCCAUGUUCAGAGCCCACUCUCCAGGUCCUUGACCUUUCGUUCCCAUCUACCGCGAGACGACUCCUCUGGAUCCUUCAUCCCCUUUUCUCUCACUUUCCUGCGGCGUCCUGGUGGGGGGCCUCUCCCUUAACUGGGAGAAGGAAGCAUGGGACCAGCAGAGGUCCAGGCACCUCGGGAGAAGGAUGCUGGAAGACACGCCGCCCUCCCCAACUCUUCAGCCUCUCCUGUGUAAUCAGCUGCCCUUUUGGAAACUGGGUAGCGGUUGUGCCUGGCUGCCCGUGUCACUGACUGGUCUUCAGCAUACCAUGCAGAGGUAACAUGUUCCCAGCAUUGGAAACCGAGCUAAAGCAGAAGAUUCUUCCUGAUCCUUACGAAGACUUUAUGUACCAUCACCUCCAGUACUAUGGCUAUUUUAAAGCUCAGAGAGGCAGUUUACCAAACUCUGCUACGCACCAGCACGUUUGGAAGAAUAAUAAUCCUCGAUACCUACUGAGUGGCUCUUUGGGAAAAAGAGAUGAUUUGAUACUGGACCCGUUGCAAAAGGAGAAGCGUCUAUGGCCUAGCUGUCUAUCUUCAGCUGUGCACAGACAGAUGGAAGCUGUGAACAGAGAUUCUCUUAUGUUGAGUUCACCACUUCUUAAGAGCAGACAGCUUCUUCACGAUGAGUUUGGCAAAGUAAACCUGCGUCUUCGAGAACCCCGAGGUCUCUUUGCCUUUUUCUCUGGCAGCGGGCCACUGCAGGCUCCAAGGUGGCCAGUGGAAUGUGAGGUCAUCAAGGAGAACAUUCAUCACAUUGAGUGGGUUCCACCUCAACCAGAACAUUUCUAUCAACCUACGGGAAGUGAAAAGAUACCAGAAAUUGUAGGAGAGGAAGGAGGCACAGUUGUCUAUCAGUUAGAUUCAGUGCCCACGGAGGAUUCCUAUUUCACCCGUUCCAGAGUGGGAGGCAAACGAGGGGUUAUCAAGGAACUCGCUGUCACCUUGCAAGGACCAGAAGAUAAUACUCUACUGUUCGAAUCGAGGUUUGAGAGUGGGAACCUGCAAAAAGCUGUCAGAGUAGACACCUACACGUAUGAACUCACCUUGCGAACUGACCUCUACACAAGAAAGCACACGCAGUGGUUUUACUUUCGAGUUCAGAACACCAGAAAGGAUGCCACCUACCGCUUCACCAUCGUCAACUUGCUAAAGCCCAAGAGCCUUUAUACUGUCGGGAUGAAGCCUCUCUUUUAUUCCCAAUUGGAUGCCAAAACCCACAGCAUCGGCUGGAGGAGGGAAGGAGAUGAAAUCAAGUACUACAGGAACAACUCGGAUGAUGGGCAGCAGCCCUUGUACUGUCUCACGUGGACCAUUCAGUUUCCACAUGACCAGGACACCUGCUUCUUUGCACACUUCUACCCUUAUACGUACACCGACUUGCAGUGCUACCUACUGUCGGUGACAAACAACCCUGUCCAGUCUCAGUUCUGCAAACUCCGAACUUUAUGCCAGAGCCUAGCAGGAAACACCGUCUACCUGCUCACCAUCACCAACCCAGCCCGCACCCCUCAAGAGGCAGCUGCGAAGAAAGCUGUGGUCUUGAGUGCCAGAGUGCACCCCGGGGAAAGUAACGGCUCCUGGAUCAUGAAGGGCUUUUUGGACUUCAUCCUGAGCAAAUCCCCAGACGCCCAGCUCCUCAGAGAUACCUUUAUCUUCAAAGUGGUUCCCAUGUUAAAUCCAGACGGGGUGAUCGUGGGGAAUUAUCGGUGUUCGCUGGCCGGAAGGGACUUGAACAGGCAUUAUAAAACCAUUCUGAAGGAGUCUUUCCCCUGCGUCUGGCACACCAGGAACAUGAUCAAGAGACUUCUUGAAGAAAGGGAGGUUCUCUUGUAUUGUGAUUUCCAUGGCCACAGCCGUAAGAAUAAUAUCUUCCUGUAUGGCUGCAAUAACAACGAUCGCAAAUUCUGGCUUCAUGAGCGAGUCUUUCCUUUAAUGUUAAGCAAAAAUGCACCAGAUAAGUUCUCUUUUCAUAGUUGUAAUUUUAAGGUGCAAAAGUGCAAAGAAGGAACAGGACGUGUUGUGAUGUGGCGGAUGGGAAUCCUAAACAGCUAUACCAUGGAGUCUACCUUCGGCGGGUCCACCCUGGGCAAUAAAAGAGACACUCACUUCACCACUGAGGAUCUAAAAUCCCUAGGUUAUCAUGUCUGUGACACCCUUCUGGAUUUCUGUGAUCCUGACCGAACCAAGUUCAUGCAGUGUCUAGCAGAGCUUAAGGCGCUCUUACAACAGGAAAUCCAUAAGAAAUUCAAAGAUACGGAUUUAGAAGGAAGUUGGAGUGACAUCUCUUUGUCUGACAUUGAAUCCAGCACCAGUGGUUCUGACAGCUCCCUCUCAGACGGCCUCCCUGUUCACCUACUGAACAUAGCAAAUGAGUUGAAUCAGAAGAAGAAGAAGAUGUAUAAGAAGAAAAAACGGAAGCCACUUCAGUCUAGGAAACAGCGAAAUAUACAGUAUCAGAAAAAUAAGUUGAUGCAGGAGUCAGAGUUAACAGAAGAGGCCCCAGGAAUGGCAGGGUUUGCAUCUACUCUGCAAAAGCAGCCUGCUUUUUUGAAAAAUUCAAAGAAUACCAGUUCUUCAAUGAUGAAAAAUGAAAAACCAAGGUUGAGUGAGUCACAGGCAAAUGGAAGAGACAGAGGCACCUCCCUGGACCCAUCAGAAAUGACCACCUUGAUGUUGACUAAAAACAAGGAGAGAAUGCAGAGAGAGAAGCCAGGAUUUGCAGUAUCAUGCUCUCUGAAGAGAAGCACAAACUCCAGCCAAGAGCCAGCUCCAGAUAUGAAGCCAAACUGGUCCAGAAACAGAUACCCUGCCACAAAGAGAGGCCACACGGCCACAGUGGCAUACCCAUCCUUGCACAUAUACACCUACCCGUAGGGAGCCUGGGCCACGCCACACGGGCACUUCCUCGCUGUGUUUUGGGUUAGAUAUGUUUUGUAAGGAGAAAGGAAAGGGGUUGUGUGCUAGGGAACUGUGUUCAUUUGUGGUGUACUAUGUUGUGUGUUCAUCAUGCACUGUCCUCACACCAUGCACUUACACUGCACAUGGGCUCUCAAGAUGUACACCUCAUGAAUUAAAAUUUCAUUUUAUGAAAAAAUAGUUUACUGCAAUGUAUAAAAAGGCUUCCCUUAUCAGAAAUUGAAGAGUGUGCUCAUGAAACUAUAACACAGAUAUACCUCAGUUUAACCAAUAGGUAGUCUCUCAAAAAUUAUGUGCAAGUCAAUUUUAAAAGAUCAAACUGUGUUUUAAACAUAUUCUGGGAGUUUGCUGUCUUAAAAAGUCUUGUGUCAAAGCUUUCUAGCAAUCAAUGAUCACUCAGGCUGGGGUAUUUCAGGUUUGCUGAGGAUGAGGUGUUCGCACAUAGAGAAAACCGCUCAAGUAUUAUUACCUGGAUGGAAUUCAAUGUUGCAUGUAUUAUGUUCAACAUGGUUAUGUAAUUUUUUUAACCCAUUGAUUAAAAUUCUUUCUCUCCUACAAAUUGUCCCCUUUGGUUGGUUAACUGCAUAAUCUUAUGUGAAUAGAUAUGUUAGAUUUUACAUCCCUCACAAGCACCAAGCACCAAGCACCAUCUGCCAGCUACAGCCUGUCACGUCCACAUGCUAGAGUCAUGUUGAAGGAUGGUCACUCCAGUUCAUGCCAGGCCUCCUAUUUUGAUUUUACCUUCUUCCUUUCACAUUGGAUUGAGAGUUUCCUAGUAUGUUUUUCGUUAUCACUUUUAAACCCUUUCAGCCACCACCAUUACCUGGCUGACUCGAGAUUAGAACCAAAUGGCAACACUUUUUAAUCCCAGGGUCUGUAUCUUUUUUUUUUUUAAUAGACUUUAUUUUGAGAACAGUUUUAGAUUUACAGAGAAAUUGAGGAGAUGGUACAGAGAGCUCCCACACACUGCCCACCUUCCCCCCACCCCCCGCCAUCCCUCACACACACUGUGGGAAUCUUUUUAAAGGGAGUAUCUGCCCACACUCUUUACAAAGGAGUUUGCAAAUGACCUAUUCCACACCUUACCCCUAAAACUAUUAGCAUUUUAAGUAUCUAGAAAGCACCCAGCCAAAAGCCCACUUUUUAUUCCUAAAAGGCUAUCUUUAAAGGACAAAUCCCAAAACAAAACUGUGAGGGCAAACCUUGUUUGAAAGUUGUUCAGAAAUACUUGUUUUUGCUCCAGAUAAUUUUGGAGGAAGUUUAGAAAAAGCACCCCAGUGUGAUAUUUUUGGAAUCAAAAAUCAGACUACAUGAUCAGAUUAUUUUUUAAGUGCUUUUUGAGAGCAAAAAGCUUCUUGAGAGAUGCGGUUUGGCUCCUAAGAUAUCAGAGGGGCAAAGAGGAGAGAAUGCUACGCAGUCCAGGCACAGCCUCCACACCCAGUAACUGCUGAAAGGCCAUGGCUGUGGAACCCAGUCAGCCCUGUAAAGGGGUAGCUGUUUGCUUUCUUUAGAAAAGGUGGGCAAGUUUUCCUGUGUGGAUUAGGAAAGGGUGCCCCACAGGGAAUUUACAUGCUGCAGCAUUGAAGCCAGUGUGCCCAUCAUUCUCAUUCUGCUUCAGUAGGAGGCUGAGAGAGGGGCUUCUGGCAAGAAACUUUAAAAUGGUAAACAAAGGUAAUUAACUCUAACUGUGUGAAUGUGAUAAAUCUCAGGCUGCACGAGAAACAACCCAAAGCAUCUUCAGAGGGAACCGUGAGAAUGAAAUCAGAGAAAAAUAACAUUUUAGUCGGAUGAGAAGACAAGAUCAACUGUACUUUGAACGGUUGUUGACAAAGGUUAAGAAUAUGGGGGAAAUAAUGUACUUUAUACUGUCUUAUUUUUUAGA